UCUGGCCGGGGGAGCUAGUCAAACAGGAAGAGCAGAUUGAAAAUAGCUGCGGGAGGGGCUCUGCGCGGAAAGAGAGCACAGGGCAGGCGCUGGGAGUGCCAGGAGCUGGCCUGCCCCUGGGCUCCCCGGGAUGCAAACAGACUCCGUAACCCACAUUCUCUCUGAAGCAACAAUGGCCUGAUCCAGGAGCUGCCAAGAUGUGUCGACUGGACACCCUCGAUCCCAGCGGCUACCAAAAGCUCCUGAUGAAGACAGGGCUCAUCCUGAUUGUGAUCGGCCACCUCAGUUUCAUCUCCGGCGCCCUCGUCCACGGGACUGUGUUGCGCUACGUGGCCAACCCGCAGGACGUGAUUUCCCUGCAGUACGCCAUCUCCAACAUCGUCUCGGUGACCUCGGCGCUCCUGACCAUCUCCUGCGGCAUCGCGGCCAUUGUGCUGUCCCGAUACCUUUCCCAAACUGCCCUGAAGUGGGCCGUCUUCUCCCUCAGCAUCAGCAGCACCCUGGUCGCCCUCUUCUGCUCCCUGGGGCUGGCCGUCUCCAUUAUCUUCACCUUUGCCAACAAAGGGAACGCCCUGCUGGCCGCCUGCACCUUCGCCAACAUGGAGCUGAUACAGAUCUCCCACGAGUGCCCCUUCGACCCCACCCGCAUCUACAGCUCCACCCUGUCCCUCUGGACCAUGUCGCUGGUACUCGACGCGGUGGAGAUCGUCUUCAGCAUCAGGUGCUUCCUGCUCACCCUCGCGCUCCUCAACCUGAGGCUGUGUCGGGCGACCCGCAAGAAAAAGGUCAUGUUGCAGCUUGCCCCAGCCGAGGGCCAAGAUGCCAGGGAGGGCCAUGUCCUCCUGAGGCAGGGAAGACUGGAGUCCGUGUGGCUCUGAACAGGACUGAGCAGCCCCCUGCCACCAGGGUGACAAGCCUCCAGCUCCACACCUCAGCCUCACGGAGAGGCCCCCGCCCAGGCUCUGUGGUCCUAGCAAGCUCCGUGGUUUGCCUGCCUUCCCCCCACUGCCCUCCCGUCGGCGGCACUGGCCACGUGCCUCCUCUUCCCCCUCCCCAGUAUCCCAGACCCACUGCUGUAAUGAGAGGAGGGGAUUUUCCACCCUGCUUUACGCCUGUCCUACCUGCUGCCUUACUCCUGGCCCUCUCCUGCUCGCCCAGCUGUGGGGAGCGAGCGAGGAAGGCACUGGACAUUGCUGGCUGUGAACUGGCGAAAUCUCGCACUCAACAUGCCUUGGUCUGACAUCAUCCCCCAUGCAGCUGCACAGAGACAAAAACUUUAUUUGGAAGAUAUUAAAAGAACAAAAGCAACCCCCCUGCCCCCACCCCAUGCACUCCUGGCGGUUCUGGAAGGGACGAGCGAGUGUCUGCUCCAAAGGGCGCAGGAGCAUGCCGGCCACGCUGAUCUCCACACCGAUCUCCACACCUGGGCUGAGAGCAUUAAGGGGGGUGGAAGGGGUGCUGUGCCUGUGCUGACAGAGGGCUUCUGCCUCUGUGUGGAGUGGGGGGGCCCUACCGAGCCCCCUCCCCUUCCCCGGGGAAUCUGUGCAGCCAGAACAAAAAUACUGACGAACAAAAUCAUGUGACCGACACCUGUGGCCUUUGAUGUGAGGGCUGGGCUUCUGUGGGUUGCCUCACACCUGUGCUAAGCUGAGGAGGCUACACUCAGCUGCGAGGUGGGGGGCAGACCCACAGCUGGGGCUGCUGCCAUUGUGUCUCUCUGCCCCACGGGGACUCCCUCAGCCCCUGCCUUGCAGCUGGUGCAGGCUGCAGCGAUGGGUGCAUCCUCAGGACAUUGUCAGGUUGGCUUCCUGUGUGAUCUGUGGGGCGGGGAGAGGGCAGGAAGUCCAACUUCUGGCUCAGCGAGCAACCCUGCCAUGGCCAAAUUCUGCUCCUCCUCCCCCACGGCCUUUAUCCCCCUCCCCAGCUGGGUUGGGAACUGAUGGGGCUUAACUCCCCUUCCCAUACCAGCUGUGAGGACCAGUCCCCACUGCUGGCUCAUUGCCCCUCCCACUGGGCCUGGUGUGGCCCAAUGAGCAGCUGUGGGGGUGUGGCUAGAACCCCUCCCAUUGCUGAAUGAUCUUGCCCACUCCAGUGUCUCC
This is a messenger RNA of Pelodiscus sinensis (Chinese soft-shelled turtle), 2099 nucleotides long. Lineage: Eukaryota; Metazoa; Chordata; Testudines; Trionychidae. The record is from RefSeq and is a predicted model, not a curated record.